This is a messenger RNA of Erinaceus europaeus (western European hedgehog), 2373 nucleotides long. Its product is annotated as rRNA methyltransferase 3, mitochondrial. The record is from RefSeq and is a predicted model, not a curated record. NCBI's taxonomy places the organism in Eukaryota, Metazoa, Chordata, Mammalia, Eulipotyphla, Erinaceidae. Gene Ontology annotation, biological process: RNA processing. Gene Ontology annotation, molecular function: RNA binding; RNA methyltransferase activity.
CUGUUUUCAGCCCAUCUUGGAUAGAGCUUGAAGGAAUCCUGUUAAGUGAGAUAAGUCAGAAACAAAAGGAUGAAUAUAGGAUGAUCUCACUCAUAGGCAGAAGUUGAAAAAUACUUCCAUGAUGCUGGCCUGCCUUUCUUGGGAAGAUGACCUCACCAAUGUGUUCUGGAACCCUACCUCUCCAGAGCCCUGCCCCACUAGGGAAAGGGAGAGACAGGUUGGAGGUAUGGAUUCACCUGCCAACACCCAUGUCCAGCAAAGAAGUAAUUCAAGAAGCCAGACCUCUGACCUUCUGUGCCCUUUAGAAAUAUUUGGUACAUAGUCCCAGAGAGAUAAAGAAUAAAGAAGCUUGCAGUGGAGGGGAUGGAAUAUGGCAUGCUGGUGGUAGGAACUGUAUCACUUGUACCCUCUUAUCUCUCAAUCUUGUCGACCAUUGUUAAAUCACCAAUAAUAAAUCAAAAAAAGAAGAACUUGAAAAAUAAGAAAACACAAAGUAGAACUUGGACUAGGUUUGGUGUACUGCACCAAAGUAAAGGACUCUGUAGUCAGUGGGUGGGGGAAGGGUUCAGGUCCUGUAACUGAAUGUCAGAAGACCUAGAGGGGGUUGAGUUGUUAUGUGGAAAACUGAGAAAUGUUAUACAUGUACAAACUACUGUAUCUUAUUUUUUAUUACUGUAUUUCUUUGUUGACUAUAAACCAUUAAUCCCCCAGUAAAGAAAAAAAGAAGAAGAUGGGGGGGAGAAGGAGAGAGAGAGAGAGACCUAUAGUACUACAUAACUGCUUGCAAUGCUUCCCUUCUGCCGGUGGGAACUGGGGGCUUGAAACCGGGGGCCUUGCACAUUAUAACAUGUGCAUUCAACUGGGUUUGCCAUUCCUCAACUGCCUUAAUCAGAGUAAUUUUAAAAGAUGUGCUUUGAACACUGGGCAAAAUGGCUGCACUCAUAAAAGAUGCAGAGUGUGCAGCCAGGCGGCCGAACGGAAGCCUGGACCUAAGAAGCAAAUCCAGAAGGUGGCGGCUGACACCAUUCCCAGAGAGUUGCCACCAAAGCAGCCACUUCAGAUGACCCAGUCCCAGACUCCCAGCACCUGGGAAGAAUUGGGACUUUGCUAUGAUAAGGCUUAACCCAGGGACAAAAGACUGAGUGCAACAAUAGUUAAGUCCAGAUCAUUUCGAGAAAAGCAAGGAAAGAUUCUCCUGGAAGGUCACAGGCUGAUAGCUGAUGCACACAAGUCUGGUGCUGUUUCAAAAACUUUUUUCAUUAGUUGUCUGGAAUACAUAAAGGAGCUACCCUUUGACAAGCUGAAGGGUGUCAGCCUCAUUAAAGUGAAAUUUGAGGAUAUCAGGGAUCGGUCCGACAUAGUAAAACCGCAAGGAAUAAUGGGGGAUUUUUGCCAAACCGACCAUGUUAAGAUGAAAUACCCAGAGGCUCAGCUUUGCCAUUCAUUACCCUUAUUGCUGAUCUGUGACAAUCUCCAUGACCCUGGAAACCUUGGGACUAUUCUGAGUUCUGUUGCUGGGAUAGGCUGUAGCAAAGUGUUAUUCACCAAAGGCUGUGUGGAUGCCUGGGACCCCAAAGUGCUGUGGGCAGAUAUGGGUGCACAUUUCCAGGUGCCCACCAUCAACAAUCUGGACUGGAAAUCAGUGGCCACCUACCUGCCCAACGACACCCGGGUCUAUGUGGCUGACAACUGUGGCUUAGCCCAGUCCCAGAUGUCUUGUAAAGACAGUGACCAUAGUUAAGGAUCUGCCCGACAACACAAGUAUGAGCAAGAGGAGGUUCUACAAACUGAAGCCAGUGAAGACUGGCUUCCUGAACUUGAAGUCCAGAGCUGUGACUUGGACUGGACAGAAACAACAGCAGCCGUGGUGGUAGGUGGGGAGAUGCAUGGAGUGAGCCUGGAGUCCCUGCAGUUGGCAGAGAGCACUGGGGGCAAGAGGCUGCUGAUCCCGGUCGUGCCUGGUGUGGAGAGCCUCAACUCCACCAUGGCUGCAAGCAUCCUGUUUUUCGAAGGGAAAAGACUGCAGGCAAGGGUGGAACGCUUCAGCAGGGGCAGGACUUACCACUACGGAAGAGGUCAAGGAAGUCAGCCUUGUCAGGCUUGAGCUUGUGUCCUGCUCAUCCUACCGUUGUUAGAAGGCCGGCAGUCAGUGACCUUGGCUUCCCAGACCAGAAUCAGGUGGCAGGCACGGUGCCAGCAGGUUGUUAUUAGAAAAAUAUGAACUUCUGUGAAUUUCUGCUCAUCCUUAAAAAAAUAACAAAAGUCAGAUUUCUUUCUGAUUGCCCAUCUUCACUACUUUUUACACGUAUGUAUACAUAUAUAUCUGUUGAUAUAUGUACACACACAUGUAUUUGGGGUGGGUGGGGAUGACAA